UGUAGGAGAAAAACUAGGUGACUGAGGUUGACUAGAAUAAUAAGAAAAAAUAUCCUGAUAAUUCUGUAUCUUGUCAUGAAUGUUAUUGAUAUUCAAAAAAGGUUGGGAAUGAGAAUUACUGUCCACAAUAUAAAAAUCUUCUGAAAAAAUGUCAUCAACAGAGGCCGGUGUUGCGUCACCGGUGGGCGUUCCCCAAUUGACGUCAUCGCUUGUGUCAGAAAAAGUGUCAUGGCAGCUUAAGGAAUGAUUUGAAAAAAAACAAGCAGGAUUACCGGUAAUGACGGGUGAAUCCUGGACGGGGUGAAACUUGCUGUGUCCAUGGGGAGGAAUAAGUGGUGCUGGAACAUUACUGCCGUGCGGGGGACCUCUCCACUGGACCCCCCGCCUCUUCGGGGCAGCGCGAACGGCUUCGGAGGGGACUUCAGGCCCACAGUCAAGUCUUUCCUGCUCCCAAGCCACGAGCUCCAACCACAAACCCAAGUCGAAGGGUUCCUCCCGUGGUUUCGACGCGGAAAAACAUUUUGAUGCUCGGAUCCUACUGUGACGCUUGUGUGGCAUUGUAAUGCCGGAUUGGUUCUUCCGGGGAUGCGUCGAAGCGAUGAACACAACAAGAUCGCUCUAGCUGCUGGUGGCCAUGAUUGUAAACAAUGUGAGGAUGUGAGGAGCCCUACAACCCGUGAUGUCACGCGCACAUGGUCUGCUACUUCCGUAUGGCAGGAGACUGGAAGCCAGGUGAUCUGAUCUUUGCAAAGAUGAAGGGUUAUCCCCACUGGCCAGCAAGAAUUGAUGAAGUACCAGACGGUGCAGUGAAGCCCUCCAACAUCAAGUUGCCCAUUUUCUUCUUCGGAACCCAUGAAACUGCAUUUUUAGGCCCAAAGGACAUCUUUCCCUACCAUGCCAACAAGGAGAAAUACGCCAAACCCAACAAGAGGAAAGGCUUUAAUGAAGGAUUGUGGGAAAUUGAAGAAAAUCCAAAAGUGGAGCUGACGGCACCCAAGCCUGUUUGUCCUGAAAUUCUAUCUGAAAAGGAUUGUGACACCGGCCCAGAAGGAGAGGAUGAAGCGGAAGAUAAGGAAAGGCAAUCCCCCAAAACUGGUCUACCCCCCGUGCUGAUGCGUCUUGGGUGCAUUCAGGUGCCAGGAAGGGAGGAGGAAGAGGAGGGACCCAUGGUGUCUGAACAGGGUCUUCAGAACCCGGAUGAUUCAGGCCAGAGUGAUGUGCCUAAACCCAAGAGAGGAAGAAAAAGAAAGAAUGAUGGUGAGCAGGAGGCUGAAAUAAACGAUGCUCCGCCCGUGAGUCCUGCGAAUCCCGCAGGUGGGGAAGGUCCUAAACGAAGAGGUAGGAAGCCCAAAAGUGAAAAAUUGCUUUUGCUGCAGCAUCAGGACCAGCAAGGCUCUGAAAGAGAAAUAGAUGCCGCCGAGUCAGACAGAAAGAGAAAGAGGACGGCGGAGGACAAGUCCAAGAGCGGCGAGGAAGAUAAGCGGAGGAAAGAGAACGCCAAAGGGAAAGACAGUGAAGGGAAAGAUCCGGAAGCGAAGAAGAAGAAGAAUCUGCAGUCCAAGGAGGCUACCUCCUCAGGCGCCUCAGAUGAUGAGGAGAAGACCAAAGGCAGGAAAAAACAUCAGAACUCUGAAACGGACAAAGACGCACGUCGGCGGAAAGACGAAGCAAACAAAGAUGACGUAAAGAAGAAUGAAGAGCGGGCUGGAGCCAAGAAAAAGGAAAUAUCCACAGAUGUGAAACUCCAGCGGCUGCAUGGUGAUAUCAAGAUUUCCCUGAAGAUAGACAACCCCGAUGUGAAGAAGUGUCUGGACGCUCUGGAUGAGCUCAGCUCCCUUCAGGUGACCACUCAGCACUUGCACAAGCAAAGCGAGCUAAUCGCCACUUUAAAAAAGAUCCGACGGUUCAAGGCCAGCCAGGACGUGAUGGACAAAGCCAGCAUGUUGUACAACAAGUUCAAGAGCAUGUUCCUGGUGGGAGAAGGUGACUGCGCGCUCAGCCAGGUGCUCAACAAGUCCUUGGCUGAGCAGCGGCAGCACGAGGAGGCCAAGAAGGGGACGCUGAAGAGAGCGGAGCAAGCGCGGGAAAACAACACAGACAAAACCAACGAUGGCGACCCGAAACUUGACGAGAACAAGCAGGAACCACGUGAAGACGCCUCGACUGGGGAGACCCUCAGUGUCCCCAGAACCCAGGAAGUCCUAACCUGAGUCCCCAAGGAAGACCUCAAGACCUUUGCUGCUGUUCUUUACACUGGGAUGCCGUCUCCACCUUGAUCACCGCUCACCUGAACCGGUUUGUCUGCGCUUUCAGUCCAUUGGUGUUAGUAGGAGUAGUUGUAGACGACGUUAGCAACUUCUGGCGGGUUCCACCCUACCAGAUCACCACAAGCACCUUUUAGCCGCUUCAUUCCAAAACAUUCUUUUAAACUUGUGUAAAUAAGAGUAUUUUCUGUGCCUUUUUCUGUUUGAUCUGUUCCAGAGUCAAAUAAUAAAGUAGUGUCAACAUGUUA
Messenger RNA from Nerophis ophidion (straightnose pipefish), 2512 nucleotides. RefSeq names its product PC4 and SFRS1 interacting protein 1a (gene psip1a). Bases 693 to 2210 code for a protein of 505 amino acids. The record is from RefSeq and is a predicted model, not a curated record. Lineage: Eukaryota; Metazoa; Chordata; Actinopteri; Syngnathiformes; Syngnathidae. Gene Ontology annotation, cellular component: nucleus. The transcript is spliced from 18 exons. Gene Ontology annotation, molecular function: double-stranded DNA binding; transcription coregulator activity. Gene Ontology annotation, biological process: regulation of transcription by RNA polymerase II.